Babesia sp. Xinjiang is the source of this 2430-nucleotide messenger RNA. It is a transcript of the gene fusA, whose product is annotated as Elongation factor G. The coding region runs from base 1 to 2430 and encodes 809 amino acids. The record is from RefSeq and is a predicted model, not a curated record. NCBI's taxonomy places the organism in Eukaryota, Apicomplexa, Aconoidasida, Piroplasmida, Babesiidae. Gene Ontology annotation, biological process: ribosome disassembly; translational elongation. The transcript has 6 exons. Gene Ontology annotation, molecular function: translation elongation factor activity; GTPase activity; GTP binding.
AUGCUGAUUUGUGGGCUUGCCCUUGCCGUAGCAUCGUCUGCACUGUGCCUCAGUUAUCACAACAAAAUAGGCAUCAGUGGCUCGGAAUUGGGUAAGGAAUCCGCUAAAACGCGAAAUGUAUCUGCCCUAGUAUCGUCUAAAGCAUUCGUCAACCCUUUGAUUAGACAGAAGGAAUCAUUCACGCACUUAGAUGAUCGAUUCUCCCAUUACUCCUCAACUUCCAAGCGCCACCAACAGCUUGGUGCUUACGUAGAAGAUCUUACUGCGUUGGAGGCACCUUUGCAUAGGUACAGGAAUAUUGGGAUUAUUGCUCACAUAGACGCGGGAAAGACAACGACUACAGAACGCGUACUCUACCUUACAGGUGUUAGCUUCAAGAUAGGAGAAGUUCAUGAUGGAGAAGCUAUCAUGGACUACAUGCCUCAAGAGCGUGAGAGGGGGAUUACCAUCACGGCAGCGGCCACCACAUGUUUCUGGAAGGGUGGUUAUCGAAAGGUGCCACAACAUCGCAUCAAUAUUAUAGACACGCCGGGGCACGUGGAUUUUACAGUAGAGGUCGAACGUUCGUUAAGGGUAUUGGACGGAGCCGCCGCAGUUUUUGAUGGAGUAGCCGGUGUUGAACCACAGUCAGAGACAGUAUGGCGCCAGGCAAACAACUAUUCUAUACCUCGUAUCGCAUAUGUAAAUAAGAUGGACCGACCUGGCGCUAGCUUUGAAAAAUGUAUAGAAGAGAUGGAACAAAAAUUGGGAACAACACCUGUACCAGUGUUCAUUCCAGUCGGUGCCGCAAGCACUUUCCAGGGAGUUAUAGAUGUGAUACAAAAAAAGUUCUACAAGUUUGAUAAAGAAAAGGAUAGCUUUGAUUACACCGAGGCACCGGUUCCGGAAAACAUGCAAGAUGAACUGCAGCAUUAUAGAGUGCAUAUGCUGGAAAACGCGGCACAAGCGUCAGAAGAACUAUUAGAGCAGUAUCUCGCAAAUGGUGAUCUUUCAGACGACCAGAUACGUACGGGUCUGCGCAUCAUGACGCUGGCCAACAGAAUCGCACCGGUCACUGCAGGGAGCUCUCUGAAAAACAAAAACGUACAAGGAUUCCUAGACAUGGUAGUGGACUACCUACCCUCGCCCUGCGAGGCUAACAAAAUGUCUGUACAUACGAAGGAAGAUGAGUCUGACGACACCUCACCCUCGGAAUCAAAGCCUAGUGUCCGUAAAUUCAACGAAACACAGCUAACAUUCGACACUAUGAAUUUCGACCUACCGCUCGCCGCGCUGGUUUUCAAAAUAUCCCAUGAUACACAGAUUGGUACCCAAGCGUACAUAAGGGUAUACCGUGGUAAAGUUAGUGUCGGCGAUGUAGUAUACAAUCCAAGGACGAAAAAGGCAAACAAGGUACAGAAGCUAUUGUUCAUCCAUUCAAACGAAAGGAAACACCUAAAAACGGCACACGCUGGAGAUAUUGUCUCACUAGUUGGUGUCAAGGAUGUGAUAACCGGUGAUACACUGUGCAAUGAAAAGGACCAAGUCCUACUUGAGUCCAUGGAGUUCCCAGAUCCAGUUAUCAGCCUAAAGGUUGAGCCGGUGGAUGGAAACGAACUGGAACGUAUGUGCGAUGUGUUCCGAAAGUUCAUGAAGGAGGACCCAGCAUUCAGGAUGCAUAUGAAACCUGAGACACAGGAAACUAUCAUCAGUGGUAUGGGAGAACUGCAUCUGGACAUUAUAGUAGACCGUAUGCGGAGAGAGUACAAUCUGCCCGUUAACACAGGUUCGCCGCAGGUUGAGUUCAAGGAAACAUUUGUGCAACCUGCACACGCAGAAGGAAGGUAUGUACGUCAGUCUGGAGGUCGUGGACAAUACGGACAUGUGAAGAUCUACAUAGAGCCAUUGGAGCAGGGCAGUGGUGUCCAGUUCCAAAACAGCAUUACAUGUGGAGCUAUCCCACAGGAGUUCAUACCAGCAGUAGAAAAGGGAGCACGACAGCAGCUCAUGGAGGGGUUGCUGGCUCAUUACCCUGUGACAGAUGUCCGAGUCACGCUCCUCGACGGAACGUUUCACAUAGUCGAUAGUUCCGAGUUCGCAUUCCACACUGCCACGACUAUGGCAGUUCGUGAUGCUGCACGUGAAGGAGGUAUCAAGCUUUUGGAACCCAUAAUGAAGGUAAAUGUAGUAUGCCCAUUGGCAAACUUCAACACGGUACGUGGUGACCUCUUGCGCCGCCGUGGUCAGGUGCAGACGAUACGUGACGGUUUUGGUGGCGUAAAGGAGAUUACGGCAACAGUUCCGCUACAGGAAAUGAAAGGGUAUAUAACAGAGCUGCGUUCUAUGAGUCAGGGGCGAGGGUUCUACACAAUGGAAAUGUCACAUUAUCACUCAGUGCCACCAGUGGUACAAGAAAAGAUUGUGAGCUCUAACCUGAAACCUAACAAGUAG